UCUACUCCUAGCUUCUUUCUACCACCGCAUCUUACCAAACUCGAUCCAGCUUUCGGAAAGAAAGUGGCUACGUCUAGUUAAACCCUACGGAUACUAUUAAGGGAAUUCAAGAUUUUCCCAUCUAUCAUCAUACCUUAACUUAAGUCUACUUCAACCCCCUUCAUCCCUACGAGCCGAUUCCGCCGCUUAACUAAAAGCUGAUCGUUGACCUCUUAUAACAACCCCACCAUACCCUCAACUCUUUUUAUCUUACCCUUCCCUUCUUUACGAACCUCAUUCGUCCGUACCUUUUUCGUUCCUUAUCCAGGGCGCGCAAACUAGAUCCCUUGUCUCGGGACCGCCAAAAGAUUUAUCUUCAUUCUAUUUUCAACGUUUUGAUUUUUCUAGCUCCCAUAUCUUCGUCAGGUCACCCUUCCGCCUCUUCAUAUACCCUUGACUUUAGUCCUCGAAUUUACACCCGCCUCGUCGCUCUAUAUCCGCCUCCAAUAUUUUCCAUAGAACUCUACCUCAAUGCCUCCUCAAUUACUUCCUGCUUCGGCAGCUGCUUUUGCACCAAGAGCUUCCUCUGUCAAUGUUGUGUUAAGUUCAAAGGUUGAGCCAUGGUUAACACAAACCUUAAAGCGUAUAAAUCGCAUAAAACGCCCUCUCAACAGUGUACCCCAGCAUCAAAGAUGCUUAACAGAAACAUUAUCUUCCUCAACAGCGAUAUGGACACUUGGAUCUUUGAUGCUAUCGAAAGCUCCGGAACAAAGACGCGAAGACUCAAAUCCAUUAGUUGAGGCCAUGUUCAACUAUCAACUCAUACAUAUCGAAGCCUAUGUUGUCCAUGUGGAUAUGGUAUUAAGAAACGAGGUUGCCUAUAAACUUACUCCAGAUACGAUAGAAUCCCUGAUUGAGUUUCACAAGGAAGUGCACUGUCUGGAUAUUGCAGCGAAUACCUACAACUGGUCGGAGAAGGAUCAGCAAGUGAAGAAGAUGCACGAGGAUUUCAUUCAAGCCAUCAACAAGUUCGUCUACAGAACUCAUGUCUCUGCAUUGGAGGGACUGGAAGAGGAUGGAGCUGGUGAAUUGUUAUGCGGUAAAAGUGAUGAAGUCAAGAACAACAUCAUGGGACUUUUCCUUCCUCUACUUCCCCCACCACCAAGGGUUGUCGAUGUGGUCAGACCUCCUACUUUGUUGCCCAGUUCACCAGCUGGCAUGAAUUGGUGGUCACAACCCACAAUACCAGUAACCACCGCAGCUCACGUUGACCCAUGGAGGAUGCUUCCUUCAAGUCCAAGUACAACAUCUUCCAUGUCCUCCUCCGAUACCCAAUCUUUGUGGGCAAACGUAGGCUUGAAUGAGAUUCAAUUGCCUUCCCCCACACCAUCUUACAGCCAGCCAUUCACCACCGGCGGCCUUUUCUACAGUACACCACAAGUGAGUGCGCCAAUUCCAGCGCUCCCCUUACCAAGCAUGUUAGCACAACAGCACUGCGGUAUUGGUAUGGGAUAUGGGGGAUUCGGUGGGUUCGGAGGUGGAUGGGACCGAUACCAGGAGUAUGCCACAACGAUGUGACAACCAAGGCCUGGAACCUUGAAUAAUCCCCCUACUACUCGCCCGGGGGUUUAGGGCAGGCGACAAUAUAACACACAAUACCAUGGCUCAAAGCCUUUGUACAAGACAACAAAAUUACAUACAUACAUACAUGGCAUCGGCAAAUUUCUUUAGCGGCAUUUGAUACCUCCAAGGGCACUUAACGGCGUUUUUACAUCUUCAUCAUCUCCUCAUCAGCGAUCGAGCGAACACAUGAUAUCCUGGGAACAAAUCAUACUUAAUAAUCAUCAAGAACAACAAUCUCCUUUCCUCACAAAUACAUAAUAGGAUACCAUUUUCUUAUCAUCCAUUUUCUUUCUCGGUUUAUUUUAGCGCAGCGAGGUUUGGGUUUGCUUUACACGACGUCACAAAACCGCAAGACCGGUUUCCGAAUUUUCCUUUCUACGCAUAUGGCAGGACCUACAGGCGGGUUAUUUUGAAGCAUUUUCUGGCACAGUUCCAAGAUUUUUUUACUCAUAAAGAGAAUACCUUUAUUAAGAGGAUAACGCAGCAAUGCAGGGCUUCACGGGCGCGUCUGGAUAUAUUGGUUAUUUUUUUUUUCUUUUACGUUGAAGAUUAUCAUCUUACGUUUGUCUUUGGGGGAAGGGAAAACCGGGAUUUUCUACGUUCUUACAUUUUCGUUUUUGUUUAUGCUUUAUGAAUCAUGAAUGCUUAUCAAUUUUGCUUGGACAAAAGAUCAAGGCAUAUGAUUUAUGAGUUCACGAAAAUAGAGACUGGAAAUAUGCAGAGCUAAGAAGACCAUCUGCAGCGCAGGUUGGAAUAAAAAACAAUGGACGAGAUACCGGGUCUCUUUUCAAUGGAUUUGAGGACAAACGGCAAAUUGUUUAGAUGGUAUCAUCAGAAUGCGAUAUUUUUCAAUUCUCGCUAGUCGAGCUUGGGAUUUGAAGCGAGGAUAAGCCUGAAUCGACUUCUUCUAUCGGGAUAGAUGGACUCUUUGCGAAAUCAAACUCGAUAUCGGCUCAUUAUCUCGAAUGCAAAUCGAUCAAUACCUGCGAGUCGGGGCGAUUGAAUCUUACAUGUUGGGGUUGGGUUUUAUAUCUUGGAGGAUUUGGGUAGGGGGCUCGGAUAUUUUGUAGGGAAA
This is a messenger RNA of Sclerotinia trifoliorum, 2677 nucleotides long. Lineage: Eukaryota; Fungi; Ascomycota; Leotiomycetes; Helotiales; Sclerotiniaceae. The record is from the annotation of a GenBank genome assembly.